Molecule: messenger RNA, 1521 nt
Organism: Carassius auratus (goldfish)
Lineage: Eukaryota; Metazoa; Chordata; Actinopteri; Cypriniformes; Cyprinidae
Product: lymphocyte antigen 75-like
Exons: 10
Coding region: 583-1209 (208 amino acids)
Source: RefSeq, a predicted model, not a curated record
AACCGUGAUCCUGUUCAGCUGCGACUCCACGGAGAUUCUGCGCUGGAACUGCUACGAGGACAUCAUCUACACAGAAUACCAAAUGAAACUCAGCGUCGGGACCAACGACUCUGUGACCGCCAAGAGGGACGGACAGGACACUUGGAAAAGAGGACGGAGCUCGGAAAACAUCUGUCAGCAGCCUUAUCGAAGGAUGCACACAAGCGGGGGAAUUCUAACGGGGCACCCUGUGAGUUCCCCUUCCUCUACAAUGGGACCUGGCACCACAGCUGUCUGCCUGGCACCGGAAACAAUACACUGGACUGGUGCUCCACCACAGCUAACUAUGAUCUACAGAAGAAGUGGGGGAAUUGCCUGAAGUAUGUGGAAGGAUGCAUUAAUUUAUGGGAGAAAGCCCCUGUGAAAGGACGCUGCUAUCAGGUGGUCUCCACAGCGGUGGUGACCUGGCACGAGGCGCGGGAUGCCUGUCGCAGUCAAGGCGGAGAUCUGCUCAGCGUGUCCAGCCCUCAAGAGCUUGACUUCUUUAAAAAUCAGAAAGACUUGCCAAGCAAGCUGUGGAUCGGCUUGAACCAUCUGGACUGGAUGCAGGGUUGGCAGUGGUCAGAUGGAUCAGCUUUAUCUUUUGCCCCUUGGGAAACAGGCAUCCCGAUCAGAUCUCUUAUAUCGGACGAGGACUGUGGAGUUCUGAAGGAGCCGCUGCGUUUCGGUGCAGAGACGUGUGAAAAUCGGCUUCCCUUCAUCUGCAUGAAGAAUGACAAAGACAGUGAGAGUACAGCAGUCAGGGAGGUAUAUAAGCCCACGGUGUGUAAAGAUGGUUGGACUGGGUGGAAAGGAUUCUGUUAUAAACUCCACAGUAAAACCGAGUCAAAACUGUCCCAGCAUGAAGCUCUGAGCAUGUGUCAGGAAGAUUACUCUGACCUUGCCAGCAUCCACAGUUUAGAGGAUAUUGAAAUGCUACACACAAAUUUUCACUCAGAUCUGAAGACAGAGGUAUGGAUUGGUCUUGUUGGUAAUGGAAACACCUCAGUUUUUGAAUGGGUCGAUAAAGAACCGGUUUCUUUCACAUACUGGGCCAGAGCUCAACCUCCACCACUUCUACCAAACACCAUCCACUGUGUGUACUAUUCAGGAGAGCAUCAUACAUGGUCUGUGUCUGAUUGUGAAAAGCCGAGGGCUUACAUGUGUAAGUCGAAUGGGAGUUUUGAAUGAGAGCGCCCCAGAGGAAGGCUUGCCCUCCAGACGGGAAUUGGAGGAGACAUGGCAAUGCUUGCUAUAAAGUGGAAACUGAGCCGGUGUUUUAUAAAAACAGCUGCCAUCUCACCAUUAAUAACAGAUUUGAACAGGCCUUCAUUAACAGUCUUCUGAAAGAGCACAUCAGCACUGAGGUGUUGUAUUUCUGGACCGGGCUACAGGACACUAAAGGGUCCAGGGAGUACCACUGGAUCGGUCAGGAUGGGACAGCAGGCGAGGUCACCUACACCAACUGGAAAUGGCUAGAACCAGGUAAUGCACAUCAUGGGA